Nicotiana tabacum (common tobacco) is the source of this 399-nucleotide messenger RNA. Its product is annotated as acireductone dioxygenase 3-like. Gene Ontology annotation, molecular function: acireductone dioxygenase [iron(II)-requiring] activity. Lineage: Eukaryota; Viridiplantae; Streptophyta; Magnoliopsida; Solanales; Solanaceae. The record is from RefSeq and is a predicted model, not a curated record. Gene Ontology annotation, biological process: L-methionine metabolic process.
AUGGUUUCUAUUGCAACGAUUUUAAUUUCCCUUGCCUUCUUUUGUGGAUUCGGGGUCUGUCAACUAUCAGAAGUAGCUGUAAAGGAUCCGAGAGAGGAAGUGAUAGAGGCAUGGUACAUGUUUGUCAAUCAGAGGCUUUCCCUUCACCGCCACCCUAAGGAAUUUCUGUCUCUUGACAAGCUUGCUGGUUAUUUUGAUGUCCCGGAUAGUAAUGGCGCUUGGAUUCGGAUAUGGGUAAAGAAAGGUGGACUCAUUGUUGUGCCUGCUGGAAUUUAUCAUCGCUUCACACUUGAUUCAAGCAAUAACAUUAAGGCAAUCCGGCUCUUUGCUGGUGACCCAAUUUGGACAGCGUACAAUCGUCCGGAUGCAGAUCAACCACCUGCAAGGUCUGUUUUAUAA